UCACACACUCAUUCACACACUCGUUCACACACCUGUGAGAUGAAGCUGAAGCUGCCGAACCCGGGGCUGGACGGGCGGAUCCCUUCCCACCAGCAGCUGGAGAAGAUGGAGCUGGAGGAGGCAGGGGACCGGCCCAAAUGGGACAACAAGACCCAGUACAUGCUCACCUGCGUGGGCUUCUGUGUGGGCCUGGGCAACGUCUGGCGCUUCCCUUACCUGUGCCAGAGCCAUGGGGGAGGUGCUUUCAUGAUCCCAUUCCUGAUCCUGCUGGUGUUGGAGGGAAUUCCUCUGCUGCACCUGGAGUUUGCCAUUGGCCAGCGGCUGCGAAAGGGGAGUGUGGGGGUGUGGACGGCCAUACACCCCUAUCUAGGUGGCGUGGGAAUCGCAUCCAUGCUGGUGUCCUUCUUGGUGGGCCUGUACUACAACACCAUCAUGGCCUGGGUCAUGUGGUACUUAUUCAACUCCUUCCAGGACCCCCUGCCCUGGAGCCACUGUCCCAUCAAUGCAGACAAGACUGGACUGGUAGAGGAAUGCGAGAGGAGCUCGCCUGUGGAUUAUUUCUGGUACAGGGAGACACUCAACAGCACGGCCGCCAUAGAGGAUUCAGGCGGCCUGCAGUGGUGGAUGGUUCUGUGUCUGGUGUGUGCCUGGACCGUGCUGUACGUCUGCACUAUCCGGGGCAUAGAGACCACCGGCAAGGCAGUGUACAUAACGUCCACCCUGCCGUACUUGGUGCUCACCAUCUUCCUGAUCAGAGGACUGACACUCAAAGGUUCUGUGGAUGGAAUUAAGUUUCUCUUCACCCCAGAUCUGGCAGAGCUGGCAAACCCAUCCACCUGGCUGGAUGCAGGAGCUCAGGUGUUCUACUCAUUCUCUCUUGCUUUUGGAGGUCUCAUCUCCUUCUCCAGCUACAACUCAGUGCAUAACAACUGUGAGCAGGAUGCUGUGAUUAUAUCAGUCAUCAACGGUUUCACCUCAAUUUAUGCAGCUACUGUGAUCUACUCCAUCAUUGGCUUCCGUGCCAGACAACGACUGGAUGCUUGUUUUGCAGGAAACAUCCUGGCCCUCCUGAACACGUUUGAUCUUCCUGAAGACAACAUCACAGAGAGUAAUUAUGCACAAGUUGUUCAAAGCCUCAACAGCACGUCUCCUGAGAUCAUUAAGGGACUGGAUCUGAAGCCCUGCAACCUGAACACCUUCCUCAGUGAGGGUGUAGAGGGGACUGGUCUGGCCUUCAUCGUGUUCACAGAGGCUAUCACCAAGAUGCCUGUCUCUCCCCUCUGGUCCAUUCUGUUCUUCAUCAUGCUGUUCUGCCUGGGGCUCUCCUCCAUGUUCGGGAAUAUGGAGGGGGUGUUAGUGCCGCUGCAGGACCUCAAUCUUCUUCCAAAAAAAUGUCCCAAAGAGGCAAUCACUGGUUCCAUAUGUCUGUUCUCCUGCGGCUUUGCUCUGAUAUUUGUGCAGGGUUCAGGUGACUACUGGCUGGCCCUGUUUGACAGCUUUGCUGGCUCCAUCCCCCUGCUCAUCAUUGCCUUCUGUGAGAUGAUGGGAGUGGUUUAUUUGUAUGGAAUUGACAGGUUUAACAGGGAUAUUGAGUUUAUGAUCGGACACAAGCCCAAUAUCUUCUGGCAGGCCACCUGGAGGGUGAUCAGCCCUCUUAUCAUGCUGGUCAUCUUCCUCUUCUACUUCGUCACCAAAGUCAGUUCAGAGCUGACCUACCUGGUGUGGGACCCCAGCUCCGAGGGAUUUCCUACACUGGAGAAGCUGGCCUAUCCAGACUGGAUCUACACCAUCAUCUUCAUCUUAGCCGGAGUUCCUAGCAUUACGAUCCCAUUGGUUGCUCUGUACAAGUUCAUCAGGAACCGAGGCUGCAGGAACAGGGAAGGAGAUUCUCUCAGUACAGUCUCUGCCACAGUGUUUUAG
This is a messenger RNA of Conger conger (European conger), 1920 nucleotides long. Its product is annotated as sodium-dependent neutral amino acid transporter B(0)AT1-like. The record is from RefSeq and is a predicted model, not a curated record. Lineage: Eukaryota; Metazoa; Chordata; Actinopteri; Anguilliformes; Congridae. Gene Ontology annotation, cellular component: membrane. The transcript has 12 exons. Gene Ontology annotation, biological process: sodium ion transmembrane transport. Bases 40 to 1920 code for a protein of 626 amino acids.